AUGAAUGAGGAGGAAUUGAAUAGUAGCAGCCCUUCCGACUCCUCUUUAACGAACACGUCCUCCCUGUCCUCGCCUACCUUCGGCCGUUCCAAACUUCCUUCAGAACAACUUUGGACGACAGCCAACUUUUCCCAAGGCCUAACACCGCCUCCAGACUUUACAGAACCGCGUGAUAAUUCACAACAAUUUCAACAAUUGGGUGGCUUUGAGGGGGAUUUCGAACGAUCAACUAUUUUUUCUCUUGGAUAUCAACAGCCCCUUACACCUUCAUCUAUUUCUGUGAUAUCGGAUUCUUCAGAUCUGGAUUCAAGGUCUAAAAAAGGGUCGUCAUUGGAAUCUUUCGCAACGGAGGCUAUUCUAGGUCCAGGGGGUGAUGUGGAGAUGAGCGGGGACUUUUCAGGCGGUAUCAAAGCACGAAGUAGUAUUCAAAAUUCCCGGAAAUCUCCGAUAAAGCUCGAAUCAGCGUUGGAUAUGAAUGGCGAGGGUCGAGGUUCCGAUCAAUUCGAUGUUGACCAGUUUUUCAACUUUGACGAAGCAGCGCUUUCUGUACCUGAUCCAGUAGCCCAACAGUCGUCUUCAUUUCCGGCACCAAUAUCACUUCAUAAUAUUGACGGCCCACAACAACAACAUAUGCCGUUAAGCCCUGUGCCGUUUGGCAGCAAUCACUUUGGACAAAAUUUCAUGGAGGAUGAUUCCAACAACACAAAUAUGCGUAUGGCUGGGAAUCGUCGGAAAAGAAGUCAGGAUCAGAUUUUUGAUGAUAGUUUCUUUGAAAUGUCAGACGAUGGGAAUGCUGCACAGACUAUAAAAUCGACACACACAACUGCUGUUAGUUCACCGACGUAUUAUGAGGCGCAUUCGCCCGAUGAUUCAAGAAAUGGGCAAAGGUUUACUACGCCACCAAAUCCUUCAACGCCAUGGGAUCAGUAUUCAUUUAAUGCGUCACAACAAGCCAGGCCAAUUGCCGGUUCCUCCCGAAUUAACCAGAAACGCCCUUCGUCAAUAGCUUCUCAAUCCAGGUCAUGUGCUGUGCCACCACAACCACAACCACCAUCUCAUCCAGCUACAGGAGUCCAUUUUCCAAUGCAUCUCCCGUCGACUCUGAGUGUGGACCAGAUACCAACCAAAUCCAGGGUUGAGACACAGAUUCCAGUCAAAAUUCAUCUCUUCCCUUUCCCAGCCGGGGUUACCAAACUUCACUUGCCGAGACACACCAUUUCAAAACCGAAGUUAUAUGCCAAGCCACCAGUCACAAAGUCUCCCGACAUGUUGGAAUUGCACGCGAAUCUCGUCUGCUCUAGCGCCAUGCGGAAUCAUGAUUGGCUUGCAAGUGCUUUGGCACGUGCACGUGGAGAAGAUGUUCUGCCCGGUUACAGAAAAGACCCUUCGCAAAGAAUGGAAAUGAUUGAAGGAUCUAGCGGAGAUGAUUCAGAUGACGCACCUCGUAGUGAAAACUCGAACUCAGACAAAACAAGUCCGCUAAGUGGAGGAGAGGUCAAGAUUUGCCUUGGCUGCAUGUCAAGAGAAAGAAAACGGGCUGCAAGGAAAAAAGCGAAAAAGAUCAAGGAAGAGGAUGAAUGGAAAGAGGAUGAAGCAAAAAGAGCAGUGGUUUUCAAUAACACGGAGGUCCGGGAAUGGAUGCCUAUAUCGAAAUCUCAGUACCACUCAAGUUUGGCGCCUGGAAAUCUCGAAGGUGGAAUGAUGGUUGAACUUCAUAUGAGGCUUGCCUGCUAUUGUCGACACCAAGGCGAGAAAGAAGGGUUUAGAGUUAUCUUCACGAUCAAGAAUCAUUUGGACGAAGUCAUCGCUCAACAGAUUACAAGCUCUAUCCUCAUCACAGAUGAUCACAAAUCCAACUCGACUCUUUCUACAAUGCCUGCUGGAUCUCAAGAUAUAAAGAUCAUUGGAGCGGCUUCACAGCAGGGCGUAUACUCCACACUCCAUCCGAACUCCAACCAGUUCGCACCUCGGCAUGAUGAACAAGGAAUGUUUUCUCAGACGACUUCGCCAGUUGCUCAAGCCCCUCAAUAUUCUAACCCAGUCCGCUUCGGUUCCCCGUUUAAUCGGAACGGGGGCCCGUUGUCUCCUCAAUCUGCAGUAUCUCAACAGUCUCCUCAGUUUGGCCCAUCGCCUGGAGCUCCUCAUACCAAGAAGAGAAGGAUAAACUCUGUGAAUAAAGUACCAGCAAACCUAGCUAUGACUAAACUUGACAACCCUAACCCUUCGUUCCAGGGAUCACAUACUGUGCCCUCCCAGCAUCAGUUUAUGGCGGGUGCUUAUGAUAUGAAUAAUUUUAGACAGGGAGGUCCUCUUGCAAUCCAAUUCCAAGAGCCUUCAACUCCUUCAGAAACGAAUGACUCUCGAAGGUUUUCAUUUGAUGGCACAUCAGGCGAUUUCAGGCCCCAGAUUGAGCAGUCGCAAUUCACCUCUCCUCGAUCUGCUUAUGCCAGUGCUGUGACCAGUCCAUCUCCCCGCAGCUCCUUUGUAUCCCAGCAAGCUCAACAGCAUGCUGUUCUAAGACAGAUGCCCUCCGAUUCCAUGCAGAGGCAUGAUCGAGAUGGCUCUCUAAUACCAGAGAUUGGUCGACUAAUUCCAGGAGAAGGAACUACUCGGGGCGGGAUCGAAGUCACAGUUCUAGGCAAGGGAUUCGUCAACGGACUUACAGUCUUGUUUGGAGACAUCCCCGCAGCUCAGAAUAUCUGCUACAGCAGUUCAACCCUUAUUUGCUUAUUACCUCCCAGAUCGUCUGCUGGGCCAGUAGUAGUUACGUUACAGGGUCUUCCGCUCCAAAAGGCGCCUAGUCACUAUCCUCUUUUCACAUAUGUCGACGACACCGAAAAGUCACUGAUGGAACUAGCAUUACAAAUUGUGGGUAUUAAAAUGCAUGGAAGCUUAGCAAAUGCCCAAGAUAUUGCGAGGAGCAUUAUCGAGAACCGAACAGGUACUUUUGGGCAGGGUACCUCUCAGGCUUCCGACAACGGUGGUGGAAAUGGUUCUCGCCAACAUUCCGUCCGACGUCUUGCAGCGGAAUUCGGGCAAUUUGAAUUGGAACCAACCCUGUUGAGAUGCUUGGAUACGAUAGACCUUGACGAUAGUCCGCACCCUGCCCGUCUCAAUCUCCGAAAUAAGGCUGGUCAGACGAUGCUUCAUCUUGCCUGUAUCUUGGGGAUGCAAAGAUUUGUUGCAGCACUUCUGGCAAGGGGCGCGUUCUCUGAUGUACGCGACAAGAACGGGUACACGCCAAUGCAUUUCGCGGCAUUACACAACAAACCCGAAAUAGUCAAACGACUUCUUCUCAAUAAAGCAGAUGCCAGCAUUCAGACGAAGACUGGAAAGACAGCCCAAGAUUUAGCACUUAUGGUGGCGCAACAGACAUUUGACCAGGCGCCUUCAAAACGCCAUAGUCGCACUAGCUCCGGGGCGUCUGAUCAGCACUUUGGUCGCAGAAGUCGAGCAAAUAGUGCAGCUUCUAUGCGUUCGUUAUGGGGCUCGGUGGAUCCAAUGAGUCAUGGGCGCCCGAAGCCUAUGGGAAUUGAUGAUUUCUACGCUACAAGUGACGAAGCAGUUAGCAUUGACACUGAUGACGAAGAAGCGGAUGAUAUCUGGGAGAAUUCGAGAAGAAAUAGUCUUCGAGAUAUGGCUGCUGCAACAGCUGCAAUGGCGAAUGUUUCUGUAAAGGACAAGCUUACACUUGAAGCAGCUCAAGUUUCUCCAGGAUCUACCUCCGCAUCAUCAACAGAGAUCGCACCAUCGCCUUCAGCAAUGAUGGCAGCUUGGAAGGAGAACUUUGCAGCGAGCCUUCAAAACUUCCAGAAUCAUUGGAAUCUUCCAGCUAUGCCUACUGCCGCCGGGUUCCAACAGAACCUCCUUCAGAAUCUCAACCCGUGGUCCGCCGCAAACCCAAAUCCAACCCAGCAAGACAUGAAAGAUGGAGAUUACAAGUGGUGGGAACUUUUCAGCAAUCCUCAAGCACCACCUGCUUAUGACGAAAUUUUCCCUUGGCCUGGACAACCUUCAAACUCUGCUGGUGAUAUCGUCUUAAUGAGAGGAGCAGAUGCGGACGAUGCAAAAGUGGUGGAACCAACGAUUAUCGAACGUGCUGAAAGUCCCUUAUCCGCAUCUUCAAGUACAACUUCGCUUGAUAUGGGCGAGUUGCAACGAAGAAUCGCAAAGGGUGGUAGAGAUAUCACCAAGGCACAGCAGGAUGAGUACCGUGCACAUGCUCGCAAGAUGAAGAAGAUUAGCAAUGAUAGACGGUUAUACUUUUUCUGGCUGCCUGUCUUAAUUUUCAUCAUGAUGGCCAUGGCGACAAGUUGGGGACCCCGGAUAUGGUCCACCUCAAAGAUCGUUUUCUCUUUCGCCCGGGACGCAAUCCAAGACCCAUCAAGUGUCAGUGAUCGGUUAGGUGCAAUCAUAGUGAAUGCAGUCGGCGGUGAGCUAGAAGCAGUGUAG
Morchella sextelata is the source of this 4452-nucleotide messenger RNA. RefSeq lists its product as uncharacterized. The coding region runs from base 1 to 4452 and encodes 1483 amino acids. Lineage: Eukaryota; Fungi; Ascomycota; Pezizomycetes; Pezizales; Morchellaceae. Gene Ontology annotation, biological process: regulation of transcription by RNA polymerase II. Gene Ontology annotation, cellular component: nucleus. The transcript is spliced from 3 exons. The record is from RefSeq and is a predicted model, not a curated record. Gene Ontology annotation, molecular function: double-stranded DNA binding; transcription coregulator activity; protein binding.